CAUACAUACAGCCUUGCUCAAUUCAUUUCAAUGGGAUCACUCAGCGGACUCGCCGCGACGAUGGCAACCGACAACGAAGAGGGCAACAAGGUGACGAACAAGUCAGCUGACGCUGGCAAGAGAAAGGAUAAAAAGAAAGACAGGCAUCGAAAAAGAAAACAGUCUGACCCAGCGGACGUGGAAGCUGUUCCAGAAUCACCUUCGGAGCCAGGCAAGUCCUCGAAGAAGGAUCGCAAGCGCAAGCGUGAAAUUGAAGUUGGUGAUACCACUACCCAGGAAAACAUAACCAAAAGCAAGAAGAAAAAGAAACACGAUGCGGAUGCCCAAAAUUCUCCGCAGCUGGUCCCAACGAUUCAUGCUUCACCACCAUCCUCAUCAGAAGGACAAGCUUUCCUUGAAAAACACUCCCCGACCCCGAUCCAGGCAGCCGCAUGGCCAUGGGCUCUGGCCGGUAAGGAUGUGGUCGGAAUUGCUGAAACGGGGAGUGGAAAAACGUUGGCCUUUGGCAUACCUGCCCUUUCCCGACUUAUCGCCACAGGGUCGAAUGGGAGUGCGAUUAACGUUCUUGUGGUUGCACCCACUCGCGAACUUGCGAUUCAAACACAUGACACCCUUUCUGCGCUCGGCGCUCCUUUCGGUAUGGCCAGUGUUGCCGUGUACGGUGGAGUCGACAAGUCCCCGCAGAUCAAAGCCCUCUCAAAUAAUUCAGAGGACGGAAAAACGACCCGCAUUGUUGUUGGCACUCCCGGUCGGAUAUUAGAUCUAGUCAACGACGGUGCUUGUGACUUAUCUAAGGUAAAUUAUUUGGUCUUAGAUGAAGCGGAUAGAAUGCUAGACAAAGGAUUCGAACACGACAUCACGGCAAUUAUUUCCCAUACCAUGCAAAGAUCUGACCGCCAGACCAUGAUGUUCAGUGCGACAUGGCCAGAGGCUGUUCGUAGACUUGCGAGUGCAUUCUUGCGUGAUCCUGUACGAGUGACGGUCGGUAGCGAUGACCUCACUGCAAACAGCCGCUGUAGAGCAAUGCAUCGAAGUCUUGGAGGAUGCACGAGAAAAAGAGUGCGUACAUUAUCUCAUCUUACGUUUCAGGCUUCAUUCCAAAUGUUGGAUUACAGUGCGCUCCUUGCCAAGCACCUUGCCUUACUCGGUUGUGCACGCAAAAACGUACUCGUUUUCGCUUUGUACAAAAAGGAAGCGUCUCGUGUAGAAGCCACGCUUAAGCGUGCUGGGCACGAUGUCGGAGCUCUGCACGGAGACAUGGCGCAGAGUGCACGAAUGGCUGCACUUGAGUGGUUCAAAUCUAGCCAGAACUCCGGUGGGGACGGCAAUCCCGGAAAGGGAAGAAAAAACACGGGGCUUCGGCUCUUGGUGGCUACGGACGUGGCAGCUCGUGGGCUGGAUAUACCCGAGGUGGGAGCUGUGGUGAACUAUACCUUUCCGUUGACGAUCGAAGAUUAUAUACAUCGCAUUGGGCGAACAGGCCGCGGAGGCCGCUCUGGGCGUUCGAUCACGUUCUUCACGGGUGAUGUUCAUGAACGCGCUCUCGCCGGCGAACUUGCGCGUGUACUGCGUGAUGCUGGGUUUGGGGCCGAGGCAGACAAGCUGGCGCACAAGUUCCCGAUGACGAUAAAGAAAAAGACACAUUCUGCGUACGGUGCUUUCUUCAGAGAUGACGUUGGAGGAGCUGCGACGAAGAUCGUGUUUUAGGGUGCUUGGAGGAUGAGGGGACGACUAGCCAAGUUGGAUGACAGCCUGCCAGGAUG
Pisolithus orientalis is the source of this 1763-nucleotide messenger RNA. Its product is annotated as DEAD-domain-containing protein. The transcript is spliced from 11 exons. NCBI's taxonomy places the organism in Eukaryota, Fungi, Basidiomycota, Agaricomycetes, Boletales, Pisolithaceae. Bases 31 to 1707 code for a protein of 558 amino acids. Gene Ontology annotation, molecular function: nucleic acid binding; ATP binding. The record is from RefSeq and is a predicted model, not a curated record.